ACCAUGUUUCCAAACAGAGCUAAACCACAUGUAAAAAACAAAGGGAAUGUGCCAGACUGUCUUAUGAUCAAGUAUUUAUAGUAAAGCUAUUAAUGGAAUAGUCACUACUGGGGAGUGGAGAUCCUAAAUAUAAAUGAAAAUUCUGAUGUGCUAAUCCUUAACGGUGAAAACUUCAGUGCUGUCCUAGAGGAUAUAACAAAAGUAAAUCUGUCUGCAUUCCACAUGGAUAAUUACACCAGUGAUGAAGACAUCGAUGAUGACUUUGACACCCAGCUCAUCAUUCAACAGAGUUUACAGGAUAUUCACAAGCCAGGAACUGCACAGCAGUCACCUGAGGAUGAGAGCUUUUUGAGUGCUUACUAUAAGAAGAUAGUUGAAACAAUAGAGACAGGUAAGGAAGAUGUAUUGUCACAGUUGACCAAGUACCAUUCAGCUUUUGAUGAAGCAGAUGAGAUAGGCUGGCUUCCUCUUCAUAAGGCUGCAGUACAAUUAAAUAAGAACAUUUUGGAAAUCACCCUGAAAGCCUCAAAACUCAGUGUUUGGGAGCAAACCACUCACAAUGGUGAAACGCCACUGUUUUUGGCUGUCAGCAAUUGCCUCUUAGAAAACGUCAGUUUUCUCCUUCUCAAUGGCUGCAAUCCAAAUGCCAAGAAUGUCGAAGGCAAUUCACCUCUUCUUACAGCUGUUCUACAGGACUCCUACGAUAUGGCCUCCUUGCUGAUCAGCCAUGGAGCCAAUGUCAAUCUGUUGUGUGCCAACAAGAGGACAGCACUCCACGAAGCAGCCAAGCUGGGCAGACGGGACAUAGUGGCGCUCCUGCUGGCUUCCGGGGCACACCCUGACCCACAGAGCUCCUACGGGUUCACUCCUCUUGCUCUUGCUGCCCAGAGCGGACACACUGAAAUCAUGGAACUCUUACUGCGGAAAGGAGCUAAUGCUCUUGGUCAGGCCUCUGACUCUUCUUCCAUCUUACUUGAAGCUGCUAGCGGAGGAAAUCCAGACUCGGUGACUCUCUUGCUAGAGUAUGGAGCUGAUGCCAACGUCCCUAAGAAUUCAGGUCACCUGCCCAUUCAUGUAGCAGCUGACAGAGGUCACUUGUUAGCUCUGAAGAUUUUGGUUCCUGUUACUGAUUUUGCUGCCAUUAAGCGGAGUGGCAUCAGUCCAGUUCACUGUGCAGCAGCAGGAGCACACCCCAAAUGCCUGGAACUUCUCAUCCAGGCGGGAUUUGAUGUGAAUUUCAUGCUCGAUCAGAGAAUCCGCAAACACUACGAUGACCACAGGAAGUCAGCUCUGUAUUUCGCUGUAUCAAAUGGUGACCUCGCUUCAGUUAGGCUGCUUCUGAGUGCUGGAGCUCUGCCUAAUCAAGACCCAGUUAACUGCCUCCAGAUAGCCCUCAGAAUGGGCAACUAUGAGCUGGUAAGUCUGCUGCUACGGCACGGGGCGAACGUUAAUUACUUCUGCAGAGUCAACCCUUUACAUUUCCCAUCGGCCCUGCAAUACACUCUGAAAGAUGAAGUCAUGCUCAGGAUGCUGCUGAAUUAUGGGUAUGACACAGAGCGAUGCUUUGAUUGUCCUCAUGGAGACAAAUCUCAUCCUUUCUAUGCUUUUGAAGGCUGGACGUCUACAGUUAUCAAAGAUACUAUGUUCUGUGAAGUAAUAACUUUGUCGUGGCUGCAGCAUCUGUCUGGGAAUGUUGUUCGAGUGAUGCUGGAUUAUGUUGACCAAGUUAGGAUCUGUUCAAAGUUGAAAGCUGUGCUCCAAAAACAGGGGCUCUGGUCAGAAAUCCAUUUUAUCUUGACAAACCCUCGCUCUCUGAAACAUUUGUGCCGCCUCAAGAUCCGGAAGUGUAUGGGACGUUUACGCCUGCGUUGCCCCGUCUUCAUGUCAUUUCUUCCAUUACCCAAUCGUCUGAAGUCAUAUGUCCUUUACAAAGAAUACGACCUUUAUGAACAAGGAAUUUUCACAGGAACCUGGUAAUCAAACUAUUCUGGAUGAAAAGGUUUCUGAAUGUGGAAGUGAGGAAAGAAACUGAGAAGACAUUCAUUCAGCCACACCUGUAUACCGUCAUAUGGCACAUCAACACAGAGAACGGAGGGGCAGCAUUAUGGCCACAGGCCCAGUCAGUUAUAGCUUGACGUUUAUGUGUUCAGUCUUAGCAUACUUUUUUUUUCUUUUUUUGCAUAAUACGGUCCUUCUUAUGGAAACUGAAGCUGUAUGAUUUCUUUCUGAUGUAGGGAUUCAUGGCUAUAUAGACUGUUUCAGUAAGUACAGACUUAAAAUUACUUUUAUAAUAUAGUUUUCACAUAGAAAAUUUGUAAAACUAGCUGGCAUGAAUAGUUUUUUAUUUUUUUUUAAUCAAAGUGUGGUGUCUGUUUAUAAAUGAGUGCUAGAUUAUAUGUAUGUUCAUAUACAAAUAUGUUUAAGAUAUACAUGCACCUAGAUAAAUUAUAUAAUUCUAAAGUUAAUUUCAUCUAUUCCCUGGACCUCCUACGAAUGUACACAUUUCAUAAAAUUCAAAACAAAUUAAAACAGAAACUGCCAGUAGAACAGAACUUAGUAAAUGUUAUAGGGAACCACAGAGAGCACAGCAGAUGUAUAUUUAUUAGUAUUACAACUACAGGCCCAACCCACGUAAGCUGGCAUACACAAUAACCUGGUCCUUUAAACUAUAGGAAUUCCUUUGACUAGGACCAAGCACAGCAAGUAUACACUGUAACAUGUCUAGGGUAAUUACUGAAAAGUCCCUUAAUUUUUCUAAAAGUCACUAGAUAUGAAUUAGUACUAUUUCCUCAUGAGUGACAUUCCCUCCCCACAUUUUAGUUGUUAUGGGAUUGCAAUAGAGUUAGAUGUGUAAUGGUAUCAUAAAAGAUUAAGAAAAUGUCCAUUUGUUUUAUAAGCAUCAUUUGAAAUUACUCGGAGCAAUAAAAUUCAGAGUAUAUACCAGAUAUUUCAUACAAAAAAGACUAUAAAAAAUCAUGGACUUUAUUAUACAUUAAAAAUCUCCUAACAGCAUAUUUCCUGAAGCCUUAUCAGGAAUACUUAUUUU
This is a messenger RNA of Capra hircus (goat), 3046 nucleotides long. RefSeq names its product ankyrin repeat and SOCS box containing 14 (gene ASB14). Lineage: Eukaryota; Metazoa; Chordata; Mammalia; Artiodactyla; Bovidae. The coding region runs from base 223 to 1977 and encodes 584 amino acids. Gene Ontology annotation, biological process: intracellular signal transduction. Gene Ontology annotation, molecular function: protein binding. Gene Ontology annotation, cellular component: cytoplasm. The record is from RefSeq and is a predicted model, not a curated record. The transcript is spliced from 11 exons.